CACAUGUCUCUUAUGUGGUCACAGGUUGUGGUGGAGGACUGGGAACACGCUGAGUGGCAGUGUGAGGUAAUUGUGGAAGUUCGCGUCACCGACAUCAACGACAACGCUCCGACCUUCAGCCAGCUCUCUCACACUGCCACCGUGCCCGAGGAUGCCCCUGUUAACACUGUCGUCCUCAAGAUGCACGCCACCGACCCUGACCUAGGUAUCAGCCGACGCGUACGGUAUAACUUCGUGGAUUCUGCUGACGGUCAUUUCACCAUUGACGGAACAGAGAUUGUAGUGAGCUUAGCAUGCCGUUGGACCGUGAGAACCAUGACUCAUACACACUCACUGUGCGGGCCAUGGACCAGGGCACCCCACCGCUCUCCUCAACUACACAGCUCACUGUUAUCGUCUCAGACAUCAACGACAAUGCUCCGGAGUUUGUGAGGAAGCUUCAUGAGACGACAGGCAGAGAACACGGUGGUGGGGACGGAGGUUCUGCGUGUUAUGGCCACCUCCAAGGACAUCGGCAUCAACGCUGAGAUUUCUUACUCCAUUCAGCACACCACCAGAGAAAUACCUUCACAUACAUCCCAAGACUGGCGUCAUCAACAUCAGGGCCCCGGUGGACUACGAACGCGUACAACAGGUGGUGGCGUCGGUAGUGGCUACUGACGGAGGGACGCCGCCUCUCUCAGCUACAGCACUUGUAAACCUCACCAUCACGGAUGUCAACGAUAACGCCCCGGUGUUCACAUUGCCCUCCUACACCGCCACCGUCAGGGAGGACGCGCUGCAGGGAGCCAGCGUUAUACAGAUCUCGGCCAGCGACGUGGACUACGGCGUCAACAGCCUGGUCCGCUACAGCAUCCAGGCAGGCAACGACGACCACUGCUUUGAUAUGCAUCAAGACACCGGCAUCAUUACUGUCUUGAAGAAACUUGACAGAGAAAAGGUGGGGAAGUAUGUGUUGACCGUGAGUGCUCGAGACUUGGGUUCUCCCUCCAACGCCGCCGUCACCCAAGUGGAGCUCAUCAUUGGUGAUGUCAACGAUAACUCCCCAAUUUUCACUCAGGAUAAUUAUACUGUCGUCGUUCAGGAGAACCGACCAGUUGGGUAUUCAAUGCUGCGUCUGAUGGCCACUGAUGCUGACGCUGAGCCCAACGGCGCCCCCUUCACCUGGGAGGUAACCAACCAUGCGGUCAACAACCGGGCCUUCACCCUCGACCAGGACGGCUCCCUCAGGCUCGCCACCAACAAACUCAACCAUUUGGUUCAGAACGAAUAUGUGGUGGAGGUGCGAGUAUGGGACAGUGGCACACCGCCCCUUCACGCCAACACCCGCGUUAUCGUCACAGUGGUGGAGGAGUCCCGCUACCCACCAACACUCUUCCCUCUCAAUGCUGCUAUCAUCAGUUACCGCAUCGCCUUCCCUGGGGGCAUCAUCGGUCGGGUUACUGCCUUAGAUCAAGAUCCUUAUGAUACUCUUCAGUACUCUAUAGCACCCUACCCCCGAGAGAUCAGCUCCAUCAAAUAUUUUGACAUUGAUGGACAAGAUGGAACGCUUGUGGCUCUGACUCCCCUGGACUCAGGGAAUUAUAGCGUCAAUGUAAGUGUGUCUGACGGCCGGUACCACCGCACCGUGCAGGCCUCUGUCCAAGUCUCAGUUAUCACCGAAGAAAUGGUUGACAACUCAGUGAUUGUUCAAAUUGGACCACUUUCUCCAGACGAAUUCCUCUCAAGAUAUCAAAAAGUUUUCUUGAAAGCAAUAGCGUCUGAGUUUUCUAUUGGGGAAGAUUCUGUUAUUUUAAUUAGCCUCCAAACAGCACUUCUGCAUUCCCACUCAAUGAAAAAUAUUGAUUAUGACUCACAACGAAAAAAAAGAGAUAUCCAAAGAAGUUUAGAUGUGUUAAUUGUCGUAAAAAAAUCUGAUGAUUCAUUCUUUUCAAGAGAAGAAUUGCUUAAACAGCUGAACCUUAAGAAAAGUGAAGUAAAGAAGAGUGUUGGUCUGCGACUAUUGGCAGUUAUGGGCUCAAUGUGCACGACUGAGACAGACUGCAGUGGGCACGGAGCAUGUGUCGACGUGGUAGAGAUCAGUGACGACGUUUCUGUUCCGUUUAACACUCAACUCUCAAGUUUGGUUGCACCAAGAUUUGCUCAGAAAGCUGGAUGUCUUUGUGACCAGGGUUAUGGUGGUGAUGAAUGUGAAAACCUUGUGAAUGCUUGUGGCCACCGCCCUUGUGCUGAGUACGAGGAAUGUACUCCCACUGACGUCAGCAUUCGAGGGUACACAUGUCAAUGUCCCUCGGGGCGUGCGGGACCUUCCUGCCAAGUAGAUCUCACGAAGUGCCGCAGUCCUUCAUGCCACUACCCACUAAGACCGCUGUCUUUCAGAGGCAAGAGUUAUGCUCAGUACAGCGUGGCACGACAGGCGGAAAGCAGCUCUCUAGUGCUCAGUGUCUUCUUGCGUACCAGGAACCCAGUGGGGACACUUGUCUACGCUGCUGGAGAUGUAGACUAUAGCAUACUAGAGGUUGUAGGUGGCCACGUUCAGUAUCGGUGGGAUUGUGGUAGUGGCGAGGGUCUGGUGAGAGUAUCAACCAUUAGAGUAAACAAUGACCAAUGGCACUUUAUCAAUCUCACACGUGAAGGUACAAUAUCCACUCUGAGUGUGGAUGGUGAGGUAAGUUCUGGAGCAGCACCAGGAGCCAAUGAUAUUCUCAAUAUGGAUUCGGAUUUUAUGUACUUAGGUGCUACAAUCAGCAUUGAACGUACCUCAGGUAUGUCUUCCUAUUCCCACAGCAGUCUGGGGUUCGUAGGCUGCCUCGACCAGAUAACUAUAGACGGUAUAGAGCUACCUGUAAGCAUAACAGGAUCUUCAUCUGGUGGUGCUGUACUCAAACGUUUAGCUAAUGUAGAACUGCAGUGUCCUAGUACGCUCCCUCCCGCCGGUGUGUGUGGGUCAUAUCCCUGCCUCAAUGGUGGUACUUGUAUCGAAAACGGAAAAUCUUAUAAGUGCACUUGUCCUCCACGCUUCACUGGUGCCCAGUGUCAAGUUGAUACAGCGCCUUGCUCCUCCUCGCCUUGCCUUAACGGAGGUAAAUGUAUUGUUGUUGGUCAUUCAUACAACUGCCAGUGUCCGUCAAAAUUAAGUGGAAAACGUUGUGAGUACGGAGUAUUUUGUAACCCUAAUCCAUGUCAAAAUGGUGGUCGGUGUGAGGAAGGUGCUGAAGGACCAAUAUGUAAGUGUCAGCAUUUCACAGGUGUCAUGUGUCAGUUAGAUAUUGAUGAGUGUACUCGUAACCCGUGUCAGAGUGGUGGCACUUGUCUUAACUUCUAUGGAGGGUUCAAGUGUAUAUGUUCUGCGAAUGUUACUGGUGAGUACUGCACGGAGUCGAUAAAGAAACCUCCAGCUCCAUCCUCUGCCCUCAACAUCACCCUGGAAGAACUUGUAUGCAUCUUGGCUGUGUUCCUAGGCUGCGUGGUGGCCAUGUUGCUACUGGUGGCCUGGCAACGACGACGAUGGAGACAUAAGCGUCACCAACAGAACAACCGCAUCAAGCUCACUGACCACCAUGUCAAGAAUGACCUCAAGGCCAAUGAUGCGCCAAAGAGAAAUUCCAAAAUUUGCAACGUGGAAGCUGACCAGCAGGGUCCCCCGCUGCCUCCGCGCCCGGCCUCCUACACCCCCAGUGGCACCGACUCCGUCAUACUCAACACCCUCAAGCACCUGGCCGACUUGUCCGCAGCGGGUCACGAGAGUCUGGAGCUGGAGACUCUGUCCAGGUGCUCUCACGAGUUUCUUCACAGCCUUAACAAGCCUGUGGUAGUGCCGCCCAACCUCUCGCCGCCGCCCCCCUCCAACAGUGAUUCGGACUCGCUCCACAAGCCCUGGGAUCACCACAACAACCUUAAUGACUCGUACUUCAUGCCCAUCAAGGAUGUAGGCUGUGACCUGGUGACUAACCUAGGCGAGAGUCGCUCAUCUCCCGGCCAGCACUCGCCUUUUUCGGACGACUCUUCAGUGUGUGGAAGGGGGUCAUCACCGCCCAUUGUGCCCCCCUUGCCCCGCCCCUCUCUCCUGGGUCGUCGGGGCAGGACAGACCUCUGCCACCCACUAGAAGUCAUCACCAUAGACAACCCCACUGGCUACCCCCGUUCCUCCCCUCCCCGGGCUGCGGGUGUUGGGGGACACGACACAAGGGUCGCUGGGGAUAAUGGAGGAUUUAAGAGACUUUAUAAAGGAUAUCCUCCGACACAGGCCAAGAAGAAAGGUUAUCACUGGGACGACUACGACUUGCGUGGUUCCCGUACGCUAGUGGGAUGCGGCGGCCGCGAGGGUGCUGUUGCCGCGGUCACGCCUGACCUGCUGCUGCUGGCCGAGGACACUGUCGCAGAGCCUCCGUCAUCUGAAGAUGGCAUUUUUGAAGACCUGCCACUACUGUCCGGAAGAGGUUAUGACCCACGUGUCUCUGUUACUCCUGCGGGUGAAACAGCCGCCACACCGUUGCUCUCCAUGGAUGUUAGGGAUUCUCAAGAACUUCCAGAGGAUGAUGAUGAUGACGACGACGACGAAGAUGACGACGAUGACGACCCCUGCAGCUUCGAAGAGAUCCUCCUUGCAAACAAUAUAUCCCUUGGCUCCACUCCAGACCUGGACCUUGAUCAUAAUUCCAAGUACAACAUUGUCUCGGACAUUGAAGAUGAUUAUCAAGAGCCACCUACAAAAAUUUCCAACGUGCCUUCUUCUCAUGAGGAAGACGUCGGCAGACUGGGCAGCCCUAGGAGUCGCCGUCCCUUCCACCGUACAGAUUAUAGUCGAGUGUCAGAUCUAUCCUUCCUCUCUGCCCUCGAGGAGGAUGGAGUGGACGAUUCCCUCUCUGAACUUCAGGAUUCUGAUUACGACCCAACAGAAAAACCCAGUGACCAACAAACUGCCACACUCAUUCAGACGUCACUCUCAGAAGUGUUCUUAUAGUCUUGUAACAUAAACUUUGUAUCAUUCUAUGAGUAUUCAGAAGCUUUACGAAAACAAUCAUUAUUUAAGAUUACAUUAUGCCAUUUGAAUAAGACAUUCAUUUAUGGGAGAGUGAACCAUGUUGAAUGGCUUUAGAGAACUUGGUGUUGCGUGGGAUUUUUUCUUCAUGAACUGGUGCUGUGUUUGACCAAAACCUCUUCUAUGGACUUCCGCUGUCACUGAUCGAACAAAGUGGUUAGUAUUACGUUUAGUCAUCAGAACCAGUGAUCGAGUGCCACAUGAGGCAUGAACUGCGAAUGAAGAUAAUCAGUUUUGUAUAAGAGGCUAUUUAGUAGCAAAUCUUUUGUGUAAGCAUCCUUCAGGGAAUCGUGUAAUGCGAAGAGCACACGUUGAUGGAACAUACGUCGGUGCCUUGUGGUCCAGUGUCGGGUUGUACACUCAUCAUAGAUGUAUUCCUUUUGUAUUUUCUGACUGGAUACUAAGGUCUGACAUAUGAAUUUCAGAUUUACUACUUUGAUACAUUGUUCCUGCAUUUAUAAAAUGCAUAUUUGUAGAUAUAAAUAAGUGAUAGAUCUUGCUGCUAGGCGAAAAGUAGAUUAAAUGAGUUAUUCUUUGCUUGGAGAAAAGUAUUUGUUUUAAGAUAUGAAUGUUUAAACUAACAUUGGAAUAUUUUGGGCAGUUCAUCAGUUUGAUCUGACAGUUUGUCUACACAUUUUGGACAGAAGAAACCCAACUUUUCAUUCUAGUUUCCACAUAUUGUGAAGCUAAAUACAUGACAUACAUGACAGAAGAAACUCAUCGCAGGCCUCCCACCACUUUGUUAUAAUGGCAUAAAUGUUUUCCUGUUGGCUUUAGUCGAUGUGGUCAGUGGCCCCUUGAUGUGAGAAAGGUUUAUUGAUUAGGAAAUGCCACAUGCCGCGUCCUUCUUUCUCAUGCGUGUUGUCAUAAUGUGUAUAUGAAAUUAAUCAGCUGUAAAGAUAGAGCUUACAUAUGUAAAUUCAUACUACAUUUUUGCAUUGGACAAACAAUGCUCAGUACAUAUAUCUUCAGUCAUGCUUAAUGGUAUUUAUGAGCUGUUGGUUUCAUAUCAACCCUAAGUGUUAAUUUUGAUGUCAACAGAGAAAAUAUAUAUUGUUGGACAAUUCAGGGAGUGGUUGACAUAGUAAAAGACAAGAUAUUGGUGUGAGUGUCAUGGAGUACUGUAUAUGUAACGCACAUCUUGCAUCACGGUGCUGUCCUCCGCAACAUUUUAUAACUCUUGAUAAUACUGCAUUUCCUCUGGACUAGUCAUUAUUGAUACAGAGUAGAAAAAGUGCCUAUAAGACAGAUCUUAACAAUUAUUGAAGGAUAAUCCAUACAUAUUUGACCACUCAGUCUUAUUUUACGUGAUGUAUUAUUUUAAACUAUACAAAAUAUGACCAGCAUGGAAUAUUAUUUGCAAUGAUUUGUCAGAUUGUGAGGUAUUUAAAAAUUAACCAAUCCUAAAAAUAUGUAAUGUGAAAUUUCUUAUGUAUUCAAAUUUGCGUUAAGAGUGGCGAAGGUUACCAUGGAUUAUUCUAACAUUAGUUCAGGUGGCUUUACAGUGUUUUGGAGAAAUAACAGUAAAUGACUGAUAGCUUAUUUGUAUACUAAACUUUAGUACUAAAUAUUUUAUGUGUUGUAUCAUUUAUAUUCAUAUUCAAAGAAAAUGUAAAAUUAGAAUGAUUGGCAACUUAAAUGACUGAGAAUGGUGUCAUAUAAAAAGGUAUUUUUGUAAAAAGAAAUUGUGUAAAUAAAGUUGUUGUCCCAGAAAGAUA
This is a messenger RNA of Homarus americanus (American lobster), 6759 nucleotides long. Its product is annotated as protocadherin Fat 3-like. The transcript has 14 exons. Gene Ontology annotation, molecular function: calcium ion binding. Bases 887 to 4963 code for a protein of 1358 amino acids. Gene Ontology annotation, biological process: homophilic cell-cell adhesion. Gene Ontology annotation, cellular component: plasma membrane. NCBI's taxonomy places the organism in Eukaryota, Metazoa, Arthropoda, Malacostraca, Decapoda, Nephropidae. The record is from RefSeq and is a predicted model, not a curated record.